Molecule: messenger RNA, 738 nt
Organism: Gloeophyllum trabeum ATCC 11539
Lineage: Eukaryota; Fungi; Basidiomycota; Agaricomycetes; Gloeophyllales; Gloeophyllaceae
Exons: 2
Coding region: 1-738 (245 amino acids)
Source: RefSeq, a predicted model, not a curated record
AUGGCUUCGCCCAGGAGCACGGAGGGAUCGGGGCCCGUUUCUGGUUGUCCGAGCGUCCUCGUGGAGUCGUCCCGUUCUGCAGGGUACACGUGCUCGCUGGGAUGCGCGGGGCGUUUCGCGGUACUGACCCGACACGCUGUGGUUAAGGCGAGGACCCUCAAGCGCCAGCGCGUCCCGGGUACGGGUACCCGGCAAGCAUCGCACGGCUGGUCUAUGACCCCUCCCGUCCCGUGGUUGCGAAAGGCCUCCCGUUUCCCGUCCGCGCACGCGGGGCGCUCUGAUCCAUUUGCACGACGUUGCGGGCGGGGAAGAGACGCGGACGAAGGCCCCUUCCUGCGUGGCGCCGCCAUUGGAGGGAACCCCGAUCGCGCCGCCGUCUGGCUUGCUGUCGCAGAGAUCCAGACCGCGUUUUCCAGCACGAUCGGCGCUGUUGACGGUGGCGUGAACAGUAUCGUUUCCUCGUGGGGUGGGGGUGGACGCACCCCCCGGUUCGAAUUCCAGCGCCGGGGCUCGCCGUUGUCGUACGGCUCACGCCUGCGUGCGGGGCGCAGAGACGUGACCGGCGUCUGGGCCCAUGGCCAAGCCCGUUUCGAGGUUGCAUGCGCCAUCGCCGGUCGGUUCGGCGAGCCAAAGCUGGCUGUGACUGUGCAUUGGGUUCCGGGCGUCCUUCUUGGGAGCACAGACCGCGUCAGUGGGAGCAGGGCGAAGGUCGAGGACCGUGGAUGGCUUUUUGGCUGA